Molecule: messenger RNA, 8858 nt
Organism: Myotis myotis
Lineage: Eukaryota; Metazoa; Chordata; Mammalia; Chiroptera; Vespertilionidae
Gene: FRMPD4
Product: FERM and PDZ domain containing 4
Exons: 17
Coding region: 80-5350 (1756 amino acids)
Biological process (GO): signal transduction
Cellular component (GO): cytoskeleton
Molecular function (GO): protein binding
Source: RefSeq, a predicted model, not a curated record
CAUGGGGCUGCGGAGGCUGCGGGUGCGGGCCUGAGACGGGGCGUCGGAGCCGCGGCGCUCGGGGUCCCCGGCCGCCUGCAUGGAUGUCUUCAGCUUCGUGAAGAUCGCCAAGCUCUCGAGCCACAGGACGAAGUCUUCAGGCUGGCCACCUCCCUCGGGAACCUGGGGCUUGAACCAGGUCCCGCCCUAUGGAUGGGAGAUGACGGCGAGCCGGGAUGGCCGGGACUGCUUCAUCAGUCACAUGACACAGGCAAUCCCAUUUGAUGACCCCCGGUUGGACAGCUGCCAGAUCAUCCCCCCGGCCCCGCGGAAGGUGGAGAUGCGGAGGGACCCCGUCCUGGGAUUCGGCUUCGUGGCAGGGAGUGAAAAGCCAGUGGUCGUUCGCUCAGUGACACCAGGUGGCCCCUCGGAAGGCAAGCUGAUCCCGGGAGAUCAGAUCGUAAUGAUUAAUGAUGAGUCAGUCAGCGCUGCGCCGAGGGAGCGGGUCAUCGAUCUGGUCAGAAGCUGCAAAGAAUCGAUACUGCUGACUGUCAUCCAGCCUUACCCUUCUCCCAAGUCAGCGUUCAUUAGCGCCGCAAAGAAGGCCCGGUUAAAGUCCAACCCCGUGAAAGUGCGCUUCUCCGAGGAGGUGAUCAUCAACGGGCAGGUGUCGGAAACUGUUAAGGACAAUUCGCUUCUGUUUAUGCCAAACGUGUUGAAAGUCUAUCUGGAAAACGGGCAGACCAAGUCCUUCCGUUUUGACUCGAGCACCUCCAUAAAGGAUGUCAUCCUGACCCUUCAGGAGAAGCUGUCCAUCAAAGGCAUCGAGCACUUCUCCCUCAUGCUGGAGCAGAGGACGGAGGGGGCCGGGAGCAAGCUGCUGCUGCUGCACGAGCAGGAGACCCUCACUCAGGUGACACAGCGGCCCAGCUCGCACAAGAUGAGGUGUCUUUUCCGAAUCAGCUUCGUGCCGAAGGACCCCAUCGACCUGUUACGGAGGGAUCCGGUUGCUUUUGAAUAUCUCUACGUGCAGAGUUGUAACGAUGUCGUACAGGAGCGAUUUGGGCCGGAGCUGAAAUACGACAUAGCCCUGCGGCUGGCGGCCUUGCAAAUGUACAUCGCAACCGUGACCACCAAGCAAACGCAGAAAAUCUCUCUCAAAUACAUCGAAAAAGAGUGGGGAUUAGAGACGUUCCUUCCCUCGGCUGUGCUGCAAAGCAUGAAAGAGAAGAACAUAAAGAAGGCACUUUCACACCUUGUCAAAGCAAAUCAAAACUUGGUACCACCCGGCAAAAAGCUCUCUGCCCUGCAAGCCAAGGUCCAUUAUCUCAAGUUCCUCAGUGACCUUCGUCUGUAUGGGGGCCGUGUGUUCAAGGCAACACUAGUGCAGGCAGAAAAGCGCUCGGAAGUGACCCUCCUGGUGGGGCCCCGAUAUGGCAUAAGCCACGUCAUAAACACCAAAACCAACCUGGUGGCUCUCUUAGCUGACUUCAGCCAUGUGAACAGGAUCGAGAUGUUUACCGAAGAGGAGAGCUUGGUGAGGGUGGAGCUCCAUGUGCUGGACGUGAAGCCCAUCACACUGCUGAUGGAAUCAUCAGACGCCAUGAACUUGGCCUGCUUAACAGCUGGAUACUACCGGCUACUUGUGGAUUCCAGGAGGUCCAUCUUUAACAUGGCCAACAAGAAAAAUGCGGGAACCCAAGAAACAGGAACUGAAAAUAAAGGAAAACUUAACAUCCUUGGCCCCGAUUGGAACUGUAUACCCCAAAUGACCACCUUUAUUGGCGAAGGGGAGCAAGAAGCCCAGAUAACAUAUAUAGAUUCCAAACAGAAGACAGUGGAGAUUACGGAUGGCACCUCGUGUCCAAAAGACCACCGGCACGUGUACAUAGCCAACACCUAUAAUCCUGAUGACCUCAACCCUCAGCUGGCGCAGCCGGGAGACGCCCCGUGUGAGGCCGACUACAGAAGCCUCGCUCCGCGGUCUCUGUUGACCUUCUCAGGCCCAGAAACUCUCAAGAAAGCACAGGAAUCUCCGAGAGGAGCCAAAGUGUCCUUCAUUUUUGGAGAUCUCACCAUGGACGAGGGGAGCAGUCCCCCAGCUCUCAGCUACGACAGACUCUUGGAUGAGAAUCCGGAGCUGCUGGAGAAGCAGGCGAAUCUGUACAUGAGAAGUGCCAACGACAUGAAGAGCCUGGACCUCGCCCCCGACGCGGAGAGCAUCCCGUUUGGGGAAAACUCCGUGUAUGCGAACAUCGGCGAUGUGAAGAGCUUCGAGGCCACCCCGGGCAUCGAGGAGCCCCUUCUCCAUGACAUUUGCUACGCGGAAAACACCGACGAUGCGGAGGACGAGGACGAGGUGAGCUGUGAGGAGGACCUCAUGGUGGGCGAGAUGAACCAGCCGGCCCUCCUCAACCUGUCUGGCUCAAGCGACGACAUCAUUGACCUCACGUCCCUGCCGCCUCCGGAAGGGGAUGACAAUGAGGACGACUUCUUGCUGAGGUCCUUGAACAUGGCCAUCGCUGCCCCGCCGCCUGGCUUUCGAGAUAGUUCAGACGAGGAGGACUCUCAGAGCCAGGCCGCCUCCUUCCUCGACGGCAAGGAGCCGGGCGGCGGCCUGCAAAACGACGAGAUCCCCGUGUCCCUCAUCGACGCGGUGCCCACCAGCGCCGAGGGGACGUGCGACAAGGGACUGCCUAAGCCCGCCGUCUCCCCGCUGGGAGCUCUGGGAGCUCUGUCCGUGUCAGAGGAACAGCAGACCAGUAACAAUUCAGGUGUAGCCAUCUUGAGGGCUUAUAGCCCCGAGUCUUCCUCAGACUCGGGCAAUGAGACUAACUCUUCCGAAAUGACGGAGAGCUCUGAGCUGGCCACGGCGCAGAAGCAGUCCGAGACCCUGUCCCGCAUGUUCCUGGCCACGCCCGAAGGCUACCACCCCCUCGCCGAGGAGCAGACCGAGUUCUCCGCCUCCAAGGCCCCGGCCGCGGCCUUGCCCCCCAAGGCCUCCCACGCCCUGGCCGCCCGGCCCUUGCCCGUGACCGUGACCGACGGGCCGUCCAAAGUCGUGCCUUCCAAGCAGAUCCUGCACUCAGACCACAUGGAGAUGGAGCCCGAGACGAUGGAGACCAAGUCGGUCACGGACUAUUUCAGCAAACUGCACCUGGGUUCGCUGGCAUAUUCCUGCACCAGCAAGAGGAAAGGCAAGCUGGCCGACGGGGAGGGGAAGGCGCCCGCGAGUGGGAAUGCGCCAGGGAAGAAGCAGCCGGGGGCCAAGUCCGCCGAGGCCGAGGAGGACGCCAAAGGUAAAUUUGGGACCGUGUCUCCCAGGGACGGUCCGCACCUGGGCGCUUUUAACCUGGAGAGAACUGCCUUCCGCAAGGACAGCCAGCGAUGGUACGUGGCCACGGAGGGCGGGGCGGCUGACAAGGGUGGCCUGGAAGCAGCCACGGGGAUCUUUCCACGCGCUCCUGGUCUGGGGCCACGGGAGGCCGAAGGGAAGGAGGAAGGGGCUCCCCGUGGGGAAGCCCCUGAGGUUUCAGGACUUGGCCAGCGGGACCACUUCUUAACUGACGCGACCUGUGUCCCUUCCGCCAAAGACUUAGACCACCCAGGGGAUGCCGACCCGUCGACCUGUGACCGUCCCUCCCAGCUGGCCGGCGCGGAAGAGAGCGUGGCCCAUCUCUGUGACUACCACUUGGCCAAGCGCAUGUCAUCGCUGCAGAGCGAGGGCCAUUUUUCCCUUCAGAGCUCUCAAGGCUCUUCGGUGGACGCGGGCUGCGGCACCGGCAGCAGCGGCAGCGCCUGCGCCACCCCCGUGGAGUCCCCGCUCUGCGCCUCCGCGGGCAAAGGCGGGCCUUACGGGCCUUCCGAGGAGAGAGGCCCCGGGCUGCCCAGCCACGGAGCCCCCUUUAAGGAAUCACACCCUCAGCCGGAAGGGGUGUGUCCCCGGAUGACAGUGCCUGCCCUGCACACAGCCAUUAAUGCUGAACCCCUGUUUGGGACUUUGAGAGAUGGAUGUCAUCGACUCCCCAAGAUUAAGGAAACCACAGCUUUGACAGAGUCUGGGAAGGAGAGACGAGGAGGCAUGCCUUCAGUGUGGUCUCAAUAUCCUGAAGUUGAUCCCAUCCUGCUACCAUCAAACAUUCACUCGGAAUCAAAGGUGCCAAUUCCAAAUCAAGACCCCAAUGAUUUCUCCCAAGCAUCCCAGGCCUACGGAGAGGCUGUGAGCUGGCAGCCACUGGAUCUGAGAGGGGAGAGCCAUGGGACACCCCCCAGCCAGAGGGCUCUGAGACGUAGCAGCAGCGUCCUCUCAGGAUGUGUAGGUUUGGAGACCUUCCGAGAGAGAACCAAGGGUAUGGUCAGCUUAAAGUGUCCAGGUGUCACAGAAGAACAGGAGGCCACUUCAGAAAGGCGAGCAGAACUCCCCCUGGGAAAGAAGCUCACCAAAAGUUUUUCCCAAAGCUCGAUGCACUUUAGCCCUGACGGGAAGGCUCACAAAAGGUCCCCGGUGGCUCACAAAGACUCAAAGCUGUAUAAGACAUUACCUUUGAGGAAGCUGGAGGGGAGCAAUUGGAGAUGCCGGGGACCUUUCAGCUACUGCUUCCUAAACCGAGGGCAGGAUGAAGAUGAGGAUGAGGAUGAAGAGGAGGGAGCACCCACCCACCGGGUCUCUUGCCUCUUUCCACUACAGAUGACUAAAGCCAUGCCAGAACCAACCAGCCCACCCCGGGCUGUUGGGAUUCAGAAGCAAGAAGGGGAGCUGUCCAGGUGUCCAGUGCUGAAGGUCUGGGCCGAAGACCUGAGUGGCCCGGACGACACGGACUUCAGCAACCUGGCUUUUGAUGCCCGGAUUGCAAGAAUAAGUGCCCUAAAGCAGAGCACAUAUGCAAUGCCCGAUGGGUUCCUCGCAGCCCAAAAUGAUGCCAAUGAGCUGCUCUGCCUUGUCAGGGCAACCAAGGGGAAGAGAGAGGAGUCACGCCCUGAAGCAUAUGACCUUACACUUUCUCAGUACAAGCAACUGUUGUCCAUUGAGUCCAGACAGUUAGGAAGUGCCUGUAGGAAAAUGGCGAUGGCCGAGAAAAGCCCAGAGGAGAUGCUCGUAGCUAUGACUUCCAGCUUUCAAGUGCUCUGUUGCCUAACAGAAGCUUGCAUGCGAUUAGUGAAAGUCGUGAGCUCCGAAACACAGCGGCAGGAAAUUGUAGUGAAGAUCGAUGAAGUGGUCAUAAACUACAUUUGUCUCCUGAAGGCUGCCGAGGCAGCCACAGGAAAGACCACUGGGGAUCCCAGUGUCGGGCUGUCGAUGCGACCUUCAACCACCAUGGCCGCCCUCGUAAGCACACUAACACGUUCUCUCAAGAUGCUUUUAAAUAAAUAAAAGUGUGAAAGUCACAUCAUAAUCUACCUUUGCAAAGCCAUACAUGAACUUUUAUUUCCUUUCUUUCUUGUACGAUGAACAGACGUCUCCUUUCUUCUCUCUGUAUAUUUUGUUAUUUUGUAUAAAAAGGAGAUAAAAGAGUCACAUUGGUGAGAUGUUGAAAUGUACUAAUCAGAUGUAUUCUGUUUAUAUGAUACAUAUAUACAUGUAAAAGAGCUAUACGAGAAAGUGAUGACAUUUGACUAUUUUUCAUAUAGUCGAAACUCGGGGUAUAUGAAGUGAAAUUUUAAAUUCUACUGUGUUAGAGCAAAACAAUGAAUCCCAUCCCCUUUCCUUCCAAGUGGAUAUUUGGAGAACAUGUCGUUCAUAUUUAGAAGUAAAAAAAAAAAAAAAGAAAAGAAAUCACAAUGUAUAUAAAACAGUACUUAUGUUUUAAAAUUAUGAUUUUUAAGCAUUUGAAAUAGCAAAAAGACAUUUAAAAUUCAAGAAGCUAUUAUGAAUGAUUAGAGAAGAUAUAUAAUAAAUUAAUUUUUUGCUCAUAGCAUUUGGUUAUCUGAUGCUUUCUUCCAGGAAUCCUACAUUUUUCAUUUUGGCUUAUUCCAUUUGGGUUCAAAAAGGGUGGAGGUGGAUUCUAUUGUGUCAACACAAAUGCUCUGCCAGAUGUUCCUAGAAUUAAAAUACUUCCCAAUAGAAGAACAGAGAGAAUGAUGAGCAGGUUCCUGGGUAAUACCUAGUUAUAGAUUAUCUAAUUACAUAAAAUGAAAGAAUAAUACUAAAAUUAAUUUUUUGAUGAAAAGACAGAUCUGCUUUGACUAAAUGUCAAAAUACGUAAACCAAAGACAUCAUCCACCUCCCCAACUCAACCAUGAAAUUUAGAAUUCCCUUACGAGUGACAGAACAUUUAGUAAAGUCUUUGCAAAAUUACAAAAAAGAGGAACAUUUGAUGAUUCUUUAAAGCAAGUGCAGAUCCAGUCGUGGAAAGCAGACUGCACCAGCCUGUGUCCCACGGCAGAUCGCAGCUCUCAGCACCACAGCGCUCCAUGCCGCACCUCUACCGGGGCCAAUACUUCCAACCCAACUUGGAAUUACAGCCUAACACUGGGACAAAAUUUCAAAUCCGCAAUGUUCAGCAAAUCAGAGAGAGAUGGCUACUCUACUAUAGAAGCCAUGAUUAAACAAAUCAUUAUUUAUGAAAUGAUCUAAUCUGGAUUGACCUAUAGAUAUAUGAAAGCUGAAAAAAAAUAACAAGUGGUCAAUUUGACCACGUUAGGUAAAACUGAUAGAAUGCAAAAAAGGUUUUCAGAACUGUCGUCUCUCUCAAAAUGUAUCUUUGGGUCAAAGCAAAAGAAUGCAAACUCUGCAAUUGUAAAAUAAAAUUGACAUGUACAUAUAUAGUUCAUGGGUCAUUUAGUGCUCAAGCUACACACACUCCUAUUUAUGUACGUGGCUCCUUAAAAUAUGACAGGAGUAUAUGCCAAGUACAGAUAUUUCCAUUUUUGUAGCCUACUGGACAGGAGGCAUAACACAGUCUACAGUCGCUGUCUCUCAUCAGUCGUUCUAUAGAGACUCAGUAACAAAAGUCACACAUAGUUGUAGAUGGUAGCAUACAAAAGGAUUUUAGACAUGUGUUAUUCAAAAUAAUGUUUAAAUAAAACAUUAUUUUAUUACAAUUCUAAAUAUUGAUGUUUGAUAUUGAGAAAUCUUAAUGGUGUUUACUGUGGAAAUUUUUGGUAAAUAUUCUGUGUACUAAAAUACUAACAUUAAUAGGAUGUGUGUUCGAUGUCAGACAAUGUGCUAAACAUAUCACAUAUAUUAUCUCAUUUAAUCAUCACAGCAAUCUUAUGGUUUGGACACUGCCAUUAAUUCCCUAUGGAGGCAGUAUUGUUACGUAGUUAAGGGCAUGGGGUUUGAGGUCAGAAACUUGAUUUUCGUUUGAACUCUGCCAUUUUCUCGCCCUCUCAUCUUGGGAAAGCCAUUCCAUUUUUUUCUAUGUCUCAUAGGGUUGUCAUGAGUUUUAAGUAAACUUAUGUAUGUCAAGUUCUUACCAUAACACCUGGCAGAUUAAAUAAUUAAUGUUAGAUUUUAUUAUCCUCAUAAUGAUUGUGUUAAAUACAGUGCCCAAGAUAAUAUGUGGGGAUAUUUGCUUUAUAUGCAUAUUAUAUCCUGACUCCAUGUGCGGAAUACAUUAUGUGUAUUGCAUAUGUAUAAAAGAAAUGCUAAGGAAGUGAUGCUCUUUGUUCAAAUCACAUAUUCAGUUGGAACAACUUUGUUCAUUUCAGUUCUUUGAGAGGCCGCAGCGAAAUCCCUCUGGGUCUUUCUAGUCCAUUUCCCAUUAUCUGUGGGUGCUCCGAUAAAUUUCUGUUUCUUAUCAGUAAACCUUUUACGACUUAGGAAACCUUAAGGGGCCCCCCGACUCACCACACAUGGGAUCCUAAGUGGGGUCCAUGUCCAGUAGAGUAUAGGAAGAAUGAUUUUGUGUUGAUUUUUCUCUAGCCUUUUUUAUGUUUGCAUAUAUUUUAUAAUGGCAUAAUAGUACAGUGGUAUAUGUACAUCAUUUUAAAUAAAUAAAUGAAUUAACAAGCAUAUGCCUGGUGAAUGUAUGCAAAAAGAGGGUCACAAGUAGGGUUGCAUUUAUUAAAGUUUGGAGACCGCUGAAGUUAGAGAAUAGAAAUUCCUUGUACUUGAGCUUCUUUACAUUUAUUCCCCAGCCUCUUUUCAAUUGUAUCACCUCUCAUUUUUAUUAAUUUUUUUAUCAUAAUACAUUCAAGCAUACACAAAAGUAGGCACAGUGACAGAAUGAAGCAAUAUGUACUCAUCACAUACCAAUUCAUGUCUGAUUUAUUUUCUCUAUUUCUACACAUGUCCUUCCACACUGUAUAUAUUAGCAAAUCUCUGACAUUAUAGCACCUAAUCCAUGACUGUUUCAGUAAGAACUUUCUGUAGAUAAGAACUUUUCAACUUAAUCUCAAUGCCAUUUUCACACUUUUAAGAAUUAUUAAAUAUUACCGAAAUAAAUGGUGAAGAAAGUGAAAAUCCCUAUAAACCCAACCCCAAAGACAGUCAUUGUCAACAAUUUAGGGCAUCUUUUUUCAAUUUUUUUUUCUGUAUAUAGACUCAUGUUAUUAUUAUUGUAUAUGGUUAUGGACUUAACUUUGGACUUAGAAAGUUCUGACCACACUUGCCUUUCUGUUUGAGUCUUAGAUGCAACGAUCUUCAUUUAUGUUCCUGUCACAUAAUUUCUAAAUGCCAGCUAUUUUUUUUGGUGUUACUUCUGAGCUCCUCAGGAUGGCACUCUAAUUCAUUCUUCCUGGGCUACUCUUGAUUUGGCAAUGGGAGAAGUUUGCUCUGUGAUUCGUUUUCACCGUUCAUAAUUAUGUUGACGGUUUUUGAAAUCAGAGAAAAAGCAAAAUCAGCCCUGAUUAGGUGAUUCCUAUGGCUUCCGGACAUUUAGAAAUCUUCACAGGGCUAAAAAAAAUACAUGGAUAUCACAUUGUUUCUCUCUAACCUG